CACAAACAUUUUAAAUUUUUGUUAGCGGGUUUUUAUUACCUUUUUUAUUUUUCAAUUUAUUUUUAAGGAUGUAAUUGUUUAAAUUGUAAAUGUGAAGAUGUGCGCCACAGCUGUAUGGAUUCUCUUGGUACUGGUAUUCUUCGCGGGGCUAGCUUACUUGGGUAGAAAUAAUAUGCAGUUCUGUCCGCCCUGCCGUCCACUCCAGCUGCUCCACAACCUCCGCUCCCCGCCGAAGACCACCGCCUUCCAGGUGAAGGAGAGUGACAGCGUCGACGAGCGCCUAGAUCGCCUGGCAGAGGCGCUGGCUGAUAAGGAGAGUCACUGCUACCUCUCCAAGUUCAAGAUCCUAUCGACCAAGCACGAGAUGUCGCAACUGGGCGACGGGUCGAAGCAGCAGUACCGGUCCAUCCUCGAGGGUCUGCGGAAGGAGCUGAGUGCUGCUGAGGUGGAGUGUCGCAGGAUACAGCAGCUGAUUGAGUGGGUGUCGCAGAGGAGGGCUGAAUUGAAUGAUGAGAUCCAACUAGGUCACCGCAUGUACGGGCGGGCGGCGACGGAGCUCGCCAGCAACCUGACAGACCUCCAGCAGGGGCGGUCGCUGUGUCGACCUGCGCCCUACCAGGUGCAGACUGCGGUAGGAUGUCGGUGUAAAGAGUAGGAGUUUCGCCUUUACUAAAGACUAAGUUGGCGCAGCUCUGAUGAAUCAAACACACUGACUCAUAAGUAAAGUUUUCAAUUUUUUUAAAUCGACAUU
Messenger RNA from Aricia agestis (brown argus), 751 nucleotides. RefSeq lists its product as uncharacterized. Bases 98 to 655 code for a protein of 185 amino acids. The record is from RefSeq and is a predicted model, not a curated record. Lineage: Eukaryota; Metazoa; Arthropoda; Insecta; Lepidoptera; Lycaenidae. The transcript is spliced from 4 exons.